UUCAGCAGUAUGAUUUUGUGACACAGCUAAUCGGCUUUGCUUUCGUCAUUUUUCUUCGGCAGAGAUGUUGUGGUAAUAAUAUUAAUAUCGCGUAAACCUGUUAGUUAACAAGUGACCAGCAGCCAUAGGGAACAUACUAAAAAAAUAAUACAGUUCGAGUCACACGAAACAGAAUAUAAUGCAGUAGAAUUAAAAUAUGGCAAACGCUUCCGAUUGUUUAUUGAGCUUUCUCUCUCUGUUGUGGAUUUGGUUAACGCAUAGAAUAAACCUAGUAAAGCAGAUAAGAACAAUAAAACAAACUCGGCCUGAACUGUAUGUACCAUAAUUGAAUUAAAAAUGACAUAUCAAAACAAAUCGCAGAAAGAACUGCUGCCGACUGCAAAUCCGGGACGGUUUCAGUCGGUGAUAGUGUUGGCAAGCGAAAAGACGUUCGGUCGGGAACCGGGAGAAUAACCAUUUCCUGAUGUGCGGUCUGUCUGCAGGGUGUCAAUAGAAUUAGCAACCGUGGCACGUGAUACUAAACGCCGUACGGAAGUCACGUGAAAACGCUUGUCGAUUGGAUUAUCCACUUUAGUAUAUUGGAAAGCUUGAAAGCUCGGAGAACCACGGAAAUAAAUCCAGCUUAUCAACUUUUUAUGAUCCUGAGUUGCUGUGAUGGAUGAUUUCGCUAUACUGAGUGGCAAUCUAAGCUCCACUUGAUUGAAUCAUGUACAUCAAAUCUGGCCAUCGAUUUCUCAGUGACAAGGGACAAAUAGUUUUUCCCGGGCCACCGACGCGGUCGACAUUUUCGUUCUCGUAUACUACCAGUACUACUACAACUACUAGCACCACUACACCCACCCCACCGGAUAAUUCACACAUCGAUGAGAAAACAAACUACAUCGACAUGUGGAGAAGCAAAUCUUCAUCCAGCUCCGAUAUGCUCUCGGACAAGAUACAAAUGUUCUACAUCUACAUCACGGUGACGAUAACUUCGGUUCUCGUUUUCUUUCUUCUUGGCAUGUUUGGUUACAUGUGUUACAAAAGGAAAGGUUUCCAGAAUAUAGAAAGCCAACAAACUUUUGAAAGUCCUCGAAGGCAAAGCAGACGUCGAUCUCGCAGUCAUUCAAGGAAUUACUCCAGAGAGCGGGAGAUCGAAGAUUAUCCCGACCAAACUCUUUUACAUUGAAAACUAUCAUGUUUAUUGUAACUAGGCUAAUCUUUUCUAAUUGAUUAAUUGGCACAAUAGUGGCGGGAUUAAUUCGGCGCAAAACUAAACAUUUUUAAGGCAUUAUAGUCUAAAAAAUAGUAAACAUGAGCUGUACAUUUUGUAAAUAUUAUAGUUAAUAUGUGUAAUCAAUUUUCUAGAAAAAAAUGGAAAUAAACAUGUUUCAAGUUGCCUAAAA
This is a messenger RNA of Wyeomyia smithii (pitcher-plant mosquito), 1385 nucleotides long. RefSeq lists its product as uncharacterized. The transcript is spliced from 4 exons. NCBI's taxonomy places the organism in Eukaryota, Metazoa, Arthropoda, Insecta, Diptera, Culicidae. Bases 707 to 1168 code for a protein of 153 amino acids. The record is from RefSeq and is a predicted model, not a curated record.